AUGUCAGAGAAGAUAUAUCAUCCCUUCGAGGACUUCUUCCAGGACCCAGACGGCGCAGAAGGAAUCGCCAGGCGCAGGUGGCGCAAGUACGCCGGCGACAACAUAGACGAAGAAGAACUCUGGGAAAGGUACCGAGGACUCAGCUACAGCUACCGCGCCAAACCCGAGCUGGAUAGGUCAGAGGAUGAGUCUGAGGAAGCCAUCACAGCCAGCAUAGAGGACCCUACAAGAUUCAGCGAUGACAAGAAGCGUAACCUCCUCAUGGUGGCUCUCUUUCUCAACAGACGAAUCCCCGAGUACCUAAAGGACAACGGAGACGUUGUCUUCACCGCCACAAGUAAUGGAUCCAUCUUCCAUGCCCUCGCACGGGAGAUUAGUCAACAAGAACCUAGGCUCCGAGGAACGACCUCCAAGGAUCUGGUGGCUGUUUACACUCGAAUUGUUGAGAUGGCCGAGAAGUUGUCAAGGAUUCUGGAGACGGAUACUGAGACUGGGUGGCGGGGGUCUUUUAGGAAGACGGUUUUCUCGGAAGCUGCAGAGAAACUGGCGAAUCUGGAUAGAGGGUUCCGGGGGAAGAAGCGGGUGUUGAGGUUGGAGUAUAUUGGUCCAGAGGCAGCUGAUGUUAUUGCGCUACAAGAGGAGGAGGAAAGGGAGAAACAUCCGCGGACGCGCGGGCAGGGUCGUCGAGAAACGGGUGGUGGAGGUUCUGGUGAUCAUUCUUCCAAUGCAACAAUCACUGCGGUAGUGAUUCCGACUGCAGUGGAGGCAAAGGAGGAAAAGGCGCUAGCGAACAGGACCAGUAAACGGAAACGUGCGGUCAAGUUUUCAGUAACAUCAUCGGCAGAGCCCAAGAGGGCAGCGCGACAGGAUACAAUGUAUCAACCACAACCAGCUGCAGUAGCGUCGUCAUCCCCCUCGUCUCGCCAACCACACCGCCAACAACCAGAACAGAAAGGGUCACUACCAGCCGCAGUAGCGUCGUCAUCCUCCUCAUCUCGCCAACCACACCACCAACAACCAGGACAGAAAGGGUCACUACCAGCUGCAGUAGCGUCGUCAUCCUCCUCAUCUCGCCAACUACACCACCAACAACCAGGACAGAAAGGGCCUCAACCUGCCAUUCCCGAUGAGAAAGAUGAUGAGGACGAUUAUUAUGACAGUGACAUCGACGACCCCGACGUCUACAACCUUCCAGACCAGCGAGCCAUCCCUCUUCCUCGCAGCAGUAGCUCGCGCGCCCACUAUUCUGGACCAAUACCCUUGAGCACCGCCAGCGACAGUCGAUACGUCGAUCCACAUCGGCACAAAAGAGUCUCAGUACAAGUCGCAGGAUGGAGUCAUGACCGCGACGACCGUGGCUCACGGUCAACAGCACUACCAAACCCAGCCAGAGGUCCAAAAGCCUACAACCAAGAACUGAGACGGACGACUCGUUCAGGUUUACCCAGGUUCAACAGACUACAGAGUGCCAUGUUGGCGUUCCGACAGGAUAUGGACGCGCAGAUGGCGGAACUGACAGCGACCCUUCGAGACCAAAAGGCGCAGUUGGGCGAGUUUCAUAGAACGGCGGAAAAUAUGCUGGUGAGAUUCAGCGAAUGA
Molecule: messenger RNA, 1599 nt
Organism: Linnemannia hyalina
Lineage: Eukaryota; Fungi; Mortierellomycota; Mortierellomycetes; Mortierellales; Mortierellaceae
Source: the annotation of a GenBank genome assembly